Messenger RNA from Olea europaea var. sylvestris, 2499 nucleotides. RefSeq names its product protein FAR1-RELATED SEQUENCE 5-like. Bases 1 to 2499 code for a protein of 832 amino acids. Gene Ontology annotation, biological process: regulation of DNA-templated transcription. The record is from RefSeq and is a predicted model, not a curated record. Lineage: Eukaryota; Viridiplantae; Streptophyta; Magnoliopsida; Lamiales; Oleaceae. The transcript is spliced from 11 exons.
AUGAUCUUCGAUGGUGAAAAAGAGUUGCAUGAUUUUUAUAAGAGAGAUGCUUAUACCGUCGACUUUCCUGUGAGGAAAAGGAAUUCGAAAAAGGGUGACGACGGAGUUGUUAGAUAUAUCACAUUCACAUGUAGUCGUGAAGGCCGAAGAGCCAAUAACACAAGCAAUAAUGUUGGGAAAUGGAGAAUUAACACCGUCCAUCUCAAGCAUAAUCAUAAAACAAGUUCAUCCAAGUCGAGGUUGUUUCGAUGUAACAGUGAAUUGACUGCAAAUGCUAAGAGAAAGCUUGAAUUGAAUGAUAUGGCGAGAAUUCCAUUGCACAAAAGUUACAACUCCGCAGUUGUGGAAGCAGGAGGGUACGAGAACAUGAAUUAUAUUGAAAAGGACUGUCGAAACUAUAUUGAACAAGUAAGACGGUUGCGACUUGGAGAAGGAGACACUGCAUCUUUACAAUCCUACUUUUCAAAGAUGCAAGCACGAUGUUCGGGGUUUUAUUUCAGUAUGGAUUUGGAUGACGAGUCACGGCUUCGAAAUAUAUUUUGGGCAGAUAGCAGAUCUAGGCAAGCAUAUAAGGAGUUUGGUGAUGUUGUUACCUUUAACACGACUUAUCUUACAAAUAAGUACGACAUGCCUUUUGUUCCUUUUGUCGGAGUUAAUCACCAUGGACAAUCAAUACUGCUUGGUUGUAGGUUCUUGUCGAAUGAGGACACGAGUACGUUUGUGUGGCUAUUCAAGACAUGGCUCAAGUGCAUGCAUGGCCUACCUCCCCAUGGAAUAAUUACGGAUCAAGAUAGGGCCAUGCAAAAUGCUAUUGAAAUUGUUUUUCCAAAUACAAAACAUAGAUGGUGUUUAUGGCAUAUUAUGAAAAAGUUGCCAGAAAAGUUUGGUUAUCACGUUGACAAAGGUUCGAUGUUCUCAUCUUUACACAAUUUGGUCUAUGAUUCCCAAACUAUUGAUGAAUUUGAAGAAGGGAUGUCUACAACACAACGAAGUGAGAGUAUGAAUGCAUUCUUUGAUGGAUAUGUACAUUCGAAAACCUCAUUGAAGCAGUUUGUAGAACAGUACGAAAGAGCACUUCGGAGCAAGGUCAAGAAAGAGUUCCAGGCUGAUUUCAGGUCAUACUCGCACAUGGUGCUGUGUGCAACUGCCUUCGAAAUGGAAAAUCAAUUUCAAUUGGUUUAUACAAUAUCCAAGUUCAAGGAAGUGCAAGAUGAGUUCAUAGGAAAGGUGUAUUGCGAUGUCAUUGCAGCUACAGAUGGAUAUUUCGGGACAAAUUAUGAAAUUCGGGAGUCUAUUGUAUAUCCCGAGGGGAGGAGAAAGAAAACAUAUAUUGUGCAUGCAAUCACGGUAUUCGAUCGUAAUGACAUCACGACAAUACCGGACAAGUUUAUAGUAAGGAGAUGGAGGAGAGACGUCAGUAGACCACACACAAGAGUCGCAGUGAAUUAUGACGGGUUGGCUAGCACUCCAAAACAGAUUCGAUACGAUGAUCUGUGUCAGACAUUUUCAAAGUUGGCGGACCUUGCUGCGAACGACGAAGGACGGGCUCGUGCACUAAAGGAUUGGAUAAAAUCUCAAGCAGAAGAACUGAGGUCUUUAAAUUCGAGUAAUGGUAGUAAUCUUCUUUCCCAGCCAACUACGCAUUUACCAAGCCAAUGUAAUAAUGCUACUUCAAAUAAAUCUAAAGGAAAGAGACUACCACCUAGCCGUACCGAUAUGGAAGAGGCUACAUCGAAUUUUCAAUUUUCUGGACAAAUUCAAGAUUCGCAAUGUUUGUUGGGUGAUGUCCAAAGCCAAGUGUGUGGCCAGCAGUUAUCAUCUACCUUUAUCCCUCCAAGUUUUGCUCAGCUCAACGGUACAGAUCGUUUCCCAACAGCUCCCCACAUUGCAGACGACCUUGCCCGAUUCAGAGCUUCAUUCCUUGUACUCGAUUCACCACGUGAUUCUUCAUUCUCCACCCAAAAGAAAUAUGCACAAUUAUUACUGCACGUUUUGAAUAAUCGCCCUCGAUUUUCCGUCUUCCUUUCAACUUCAAAGCAUUUCUCCCAUCCCAGUGGACACCAGGGACAUCCUCAUUUUAUCGGACAAUCAUUGAAGAAGUGCUCUAAUUAUUCCACCAAUUAUACCAGUAUCUUACAACAAUUUACAGAGAAUGGGAAAUUAAAAAAUAAUCAAGUUGCAGGAGAAACUUACUUCACUUACGUUUGGAAGGAAACUUGCUUAAAGCUUGGAAUGAAGAAAGACACUUACGUUUUUCAGAUGAAUUUUUGGGGAUACCUUGAUGUUGUGGACUUACUCGACGGUCGAAGUUGGACAAGGCUGCGUCGCACGGUGGUGAAGAUGAAGGAGGCGACUUCACUGUGUGCGGCUUAUGGUCGUGAAGAUGAAGGAGGCGAUUUCACUGUGUUCGAUGUUUGGAGAUCUCCGUACAUUUCAAAUCGCCGGGCGGAGGAUGAAUAUGAUCGCGGCGCCGGAAGAGAUGAAGGGAAUGAUUCCUAG